UGGUGUAGGGUUUGCGCGGCAUUUCGUGGCCAAGCAAAGAAAGUUUUAAAUCUUUUGAAAAGUUAUUGAAUCACAUUUUGACGUAAAAUAUCGAUAUGGACCGCCUUCUAGAUGAUCAGGAGGAUAAUAGUAAUGAGGAAGGAGAAACAAUGACGGCAUCUGAGGUCUUACAGAAGUUGGAAGAGGCAUGGAAAAACGAGCAGUUCUCACCAGAGCUGUUAGAAAUAAAAGUGGACAUUGUUGAAUGCAUUGCCGAACAGAUACGAGUCAUGGAAGAUAAUAUACAACGUGCUAAAAAGAACGACUUUAAAGUUACCAUUCACAACAUGGAGAUCAACCGGAUACGUUUCAUGUUGAGCAGUUAUUUGCGAGAAAGAUUAAAAAAGAUCGAGGAAAAUACAUCAUAUAUUUUAGUAUCAGAAGCCCAGCGUCGUGACGAUGAACCACCGCAUUUAUCCCCUGAAGAAUACCAAUACGCAAAAGAGUUUCUUCAAUCAAUGGAUGGCCAUUACAAAUCUUUGGUGCUUAGGCAUUUACCACUUAACCUACAAUCCUUGGAAUCAAGACAAGCAAUGGUCCCACCUAACCUUGAGAGCUAUGUCUUCUUGAAAGUCAACGAAAAGAGCGAAGGAGUCCUGAUAGAAGAAGAAACAGCAGAAUCUAGGGAGGAGAUCAUUGAUAUGACAAAAGAUGACCAGCACAUUAUGAGAUACAAGCCAGUGUCGACCUUGGUGUCAUCUGGUGCAGUUUCCCUCAUUUAGAGCGAUGGACAUGACUUCAUGAGCAUUGAGCAAUUUUUGGAUAAGAUAAAUCUAAACAUUUCAUUUGGAGGGAAGUGAAGCUGCAGCUUGCUCAAGGAUCAAUGUAUUUACCACUGAGAAUCGUAUGACUUUAUCUGUAAUUUCAAUGUUCAGUUGAGCUAGUCUAAUAGCUAUUGAAACUGGCGUCUGUAUCAGUCAGUCAGAAGGUCCAUCUGUCGAACUAUGCCUGACGUUUCAUAAUAGUUAUAGGCAGUCUUGAAACUUGGUGUGAAGGUGAACUCUGCUUGAACGAUCAGAACUAAAAAAAGGUCACGAUCAGUCUUUCUUUAUGUUCACCAGGUGGCGUUGACCACAACAGCCUAUCUUUUUAAAUCAAUUCCUAUGUGUUUCAGAAAUUUUAAAAUAUGCCGUUCAUCUGACUGUCAGUGUAUGCUGUAGCGUGUACAUUGAUAAAUUGAUAAAUUGCUCAAUACACGCCACAGCAUACAGCGACAGUCAGAUGAUCAGCAUAAUUUAAAAAUUUUCUGAAACUUUUCCAAUUUUCAGUGAUAAGGUAUACAUUAAAGAUUAUUGCUGUGUGCCAUGAUAAAAUAUAGUUUUCUCACUAUGCAAAACAGUUGGAGUUUUGAUAAUUUUUUUGCGAUGACUUUGUAAUCUUGUUGCAAAUGAGGUGAUCAAGAUCGCCAAAUGUACACUGCAGUACCUUCCAUUCUUUUACCUGUGUUUUCAGUCGAUUGGGAGGCUGUUGAGCUCUUAUUUCGGCCUGUGGUUGAAUGGCAUCAGACUUCCAUUUGGCUUUGUGCAAAAGCAUGUUUCCUAACCAUCAUUAAUUCUUAACUCUUUCAGUGCCAAUGAUCGUACUUUUACGCCCUAAAUUUUUAAGGUAUUUUAGUUCCUCCAGACAACACCAGAUGUCCCCAGCUACUCAAAUGUGUUUUAUAUGGUUUCUUUGGCCUGGGGGGUCCAAAUUGGAUAAUAUUUUCGAUUGUGAGGGUGGGAUGGGGUCUGCCACCCCUUGUUUUCGGGGAAAAAUGUUGAGAAUCAGCCAAAAAUACCACUCCCUUAAAGGAUUUCGAAAUUAAUCCCAAUAAGCCCCUACUUAUUUCUGCCGUUUUAUUGAAACUAGGGGUGAAGACGAAGGUUUUGAAGAAUUUUGAUGACUGUAUUGCAAUUGUUUUUGUUAGAUUUUGGGUGGUGAAAAUACCCUAAAAUGCCGAAAUCCUGGGCACGGAAAGAGUGAAAGGGGUACGCAAUUUAUAAUCAUUUGUGGUCCAGUUAAAUAUAAAACCACUAAUACACAAUGUUGUAGUGCAGUUAUUGUGAAUACAAAUUUGUUUAAAUCGGUAUUCAUACU
Molecule: messenger RNA, 2115 nt
Organism: Lineus longissimus
Lineage: Eukaryota; Metazoa; Nemertea; Pilidiophora; Heteronemertea; Lineidae
Product: DNA replication complex GINS protein SLD5-like
Exons: 7
Coding region: 96-761 (221 amino acids)
Biological process (GO): DNA-templated DNA replication; double-strand break repair via break-induced replication
Cellular component (GO): GINS complex
Source: RefSeq, a predicted model, not a curated record